Molecule: messenger RNA, 1061 nt
Organism: Plutella xylostella (diamondback moth)
Lineage: Eukaryota; Metazoa; Arthropoda; Insecta; Lepidoptera; Plutellidae
Source: RefSeq, a predicted model, not a curated record
UAGGUGUGAAAAAUAAACACACAUUUAAGAUUGGAUUAAUUUAUAAUUAAAAUAGUUACAAGUAUUAAUAAAAUAGUAUACUACUAUAUUAUGAUAGUGUAACAUUAAAUACCUGCCAUCAAUUAUUAACUCCAUAAUUAAAGCAAUAUUUCCUGCACUACAACCAAAACACUGAGCUAACCUCAAACGUAAACAAUGGAGGGCAUCAAGGAGUCGAUUGCUGAGAUGAUGGGCCAGCUGAAUGUGCGAAUGGCUAGCUUUGAGGCACAAAUAAAUAAGGCCCCGGCUUCUCCUUCAGCUACAGGACUGGCUGCCGAAUUUGCUGCAUUCAGGAGCUUCACUGUGUCGGCUUUUGGCAUCCUCCAGAAGCAAGUUGAGAUGCUGGCCAGUGGCAUGGAUCACCUGGACAUGCGCAGCCGCCGGAAGAUCUUACUUGUCCAUGGGAUACCGGAGGACAAGAAGGAGGAUGUGGCCAACACUGCAGUGCAGGUGAUCACAAAGCACACCAAGGUGCCUGACUUGUUCUGCAGACAAGACAUCGCUCGCAGCCACAGGAUGGGGCGCAUGGGUGACAAGCCGAGGCCCAUACUUGUCAAAUUCAAGGACUUGGCUCUCCGGAACACGGUUUGGUACUCCAAGGCAAAGAUGAAGGGCAGCGGAGUCACUCUCUCUGAGUUCCUCACCAAGCCGCGACAUGAAGCAUUCAUGGCGGCUCGGGAGCGGGUCGGCGUGAAGCAAUGCUGGACGCGGGACGGCUGCGUGGUGGUGCUGGGAGCCGAUGGCAAGCAGCAUCGCGUCGUGACGCUCGCUGAGCUCGACCAGGUUUGUCCGCCGACCAGUCAGAACGUCGGUCAGGCGGCGCCAAAGGCCGUCAGCAGCAAAGCACCGGACGUGUCGUUGGCAUCCAGCAGAGCGAAGAGAGUCGCAUCAAGGAAGUAAUGGUGUGGUGUGCGCUUGAUAAAAUUUAUUUUUCCUUUUAGUUUUCGACACAAACUUAUACCCUCUUUUAUUAAUUAAUUUCUUUUUGUGUUGUUGAUAAUAUGCAUUGCAUUGCAUGCAUU